UGGGCACUUACAAUAACCACGCUUGUGAACAUUACCAUCGCUGUGGACUUUCCUGACUUUUCACAUACACAUAAAUGCACAGUACACAGUACAUUAGCUGAGAUAGAACUGGAUCCUGAUUGGCUGAGAGGAAAGAUGACGCUCCGCUUCCUGCUCUAUAUAAACUCCCUGUUCCCUGACUGCAGACACACUGCUGAUAAAUUUCACCUAGAGAUCACACUGCACAAUGGAUAUUUACUUCCCUUCUGGCUUUCCAAUGUGUAGAGGAAUAACAAGGCUGUCAAACAAUUGCCUGGAAAGGGCCAAAAGAUUAAAGGCAUGCGUUGGUGGAUUUCUGCAGAGACAAGACUUGAGCAGCCUAUGUAAAUAUAGAAAACCAAGGUUGACCUUGGAGGAAUGUCUGAUGUGGAAAGAGUCUUUUGAGAAGCUUCUGUCCAGCAAACAUGGACUAUAUGCCUUCAAAGCUUUCCUGGUAUCUGAGUUUAGUGAAGAAAACAUUGCCUUCUACCUGGCAUGUGAGGACUACAAAAGCACAAAGUCUGCAACUAAGAUGCCAUCCAAAGCCAAGAGGGUCUACGAGGAGUUUAUCGGAAGUGAAGCUACUAGAGAGGUUAACAUUGACUAUGAGACUCGAGACAUCACUCAAGCCAACUUGAAAAGCCCUACUGCAUCCUGCUUCGACAUGGCCCAGUACCGCAUCUAUAUUCUCAUGGAAAAGGACUGUUACCCACGAUUCCUGCGCUCCACUGCCUACCGAAAUCUAGUCAACCAGCUUACAGUGAAGAGCGCUAAGGCAAGGAGCAAAAAGGCAAUUCCAGCCAGACCACCAUGUGAAGAAGACGAACCAAAAUGAACAACGUUGGUGCAUUUCGGUUCUGUGAGAGAUGGAAGCUCAGACAAGAAGUGGAAAGGACCGGUACAGAUCCUAAAAAGGCUGCUUGAAGUGGUCGGAGUGCCAUGAGAUGAAGAAAACUGCAUAAAAGAAUCAGAAACACUGCAUUCCCAGACCCCGUUAAUAUUGUCCGUGAGAGGGAACAGCAGAUCUACUGGUGGAGAGCGAUGCAUCUGUACAAACACCUGUACUCAACACAAAGGAGAUGCAGACUUUUCUGAAGUAUGCAUGGGCUAAAAAGCACAUAACAUAAUUUUUAGAGAGCAAAUUAUGUAUUUUGUUUAUAAGUUUAU
This is a messenger RNA of Carassius carassius (crucian carp), 1185 nucleotides long. Its product is annotated as regulator of G-protein signaling 5-like. NCBI's taxonomy places the organism in Eukaryota, Metazoa, Chordata, Actinopteri, Cypriniformes, Cyprinidae. Bases 227 to 853 code for a protein of 208 amino acids. The record is from RefSeq and is a predicted model, not a curated record. The transcript has 5 exons.